Molecule: messenger RNA, 3871 nt
Organism: Odontomachus brunneus
Lineage: Eukaryota; Metazoa; Arthropoda; Insecta; Hymenoptera; Formicidae
Product: androglobin-like
Exons: 8
Coding region: 1-3801 (1266 amino acids)
Biological process (GO): proteolysis
Molecular function (GO): calcium-dependent cysteine-type endopeptidase activity
Source: RefSeq, a predicted model, not a curated record
AUGUCGGACAGAUCGAAAAAAUUCUUUACUGCUGAAACUAAUCAUCAUUACGCUGUGAAUACGUUGUGGCCGAAAUGGAAAGAUUUCGAUCUAAACAACGAAAAAUGGGAAACUUCUACAGAUGAGUUAUUUCUGGAUGCGGAAUCUGUCAGGAUGCCUAGGUCUUUGGAGCCUUCUAAGUGGUUACGAGCGAAGGAUUUAGAGUAUAUGACCCUCACAGAAAAAUUGUUAAGCCUUAUUGGCCUCGAGCUGCAUCGAAAAUCUGUUAAAUCUAUUUUCCUUCACCGGAAGUACAUCGUAAGAUUACAUCACAUAGGAUGUUGGCGCCGCAUUGUGGUAGACGACACUAUCCCCGUCGAUCAAAACGGCACACCACUUUUGCCACGCACUUCCAACGCCACAGAGCUAUGGCCGAUGCUUCUUGCCAAAGCAUUGCUCAAAAUUAGCUCAUUGACUUGGACCGAACAUCGCGAAAUCAUUGAUUUUCAUUUAAUUUCUUGUUUAACAGGUUGGACCUGCUUGACACUAAACAUCGCCCAUUUAUCGUGGCAAGAUAAAUGGGACUUCCUGACCAAGUAUUCUGAUCAUUUUAUGUGGUCACCACGAACUGUUGAGAAUCACGUUCCAGUAAAAAGCUCCGAAAGUGUUACAAACAAUACGAAAUCAAACGAAACUCUGCGGUUACUCGCCCAAGUCGGGAAAUCUCAACCGAUCACGCUGUUUCUGCAGUUGCAUGACAUGCGAGAACUCGGAAAUGAUGUGGUACCCGGUCUAUCGCCUUGUUGGGAUCACGUAAUCCAUGUUGUCCAAUCACGCGAUAUUCCUCUAAAUCCCAAAGACGUAAAACCACCGUUGGAAAAGUGGAAACUGCAUCGCUGGUUAAAAUGGGCCAUUUCACAGGGUAUAAUUGAUCCUGCUGAUUACUUUGUCCCAAUUCGUUACUUGAGAGUGAUUAGUCCUCUGCAAAAGUACAACGAAAGACCUACUUACGUUUACGACAAUGUCAAAAACAAUUCAAUUCUUCCGGAUAAGAUCAAACAGUUUAAUAAUGUUAAGUGGAAAACUAAGUCUCAGAAAGAAGGAAAUUCGUGUACCACGACGAAAAAUGAGGAAACUGGUGACAUUAGUCGAUGGAUCGACUUCAAUAAAAUGGCACCGUACGUAACGAAAGUGCAUCUGUUUUAUAAACUGGAGUACUUUCAAUGCUCAGCUCAAAUAACAAAUGAAAUGAUCAAAUUGAACAACAAAGAUCGCAAAGCAACAGGCACGAAUGAGAGCAAAGAAGAGAAAAAAGACAACACCGACAGGUCCUACAAGGUUCAGAAAUCCAGAUACAAACCUUUGUAUUUAUUCUGCGAUUCUCUGGAGAAGAAAUUCUUCCUCAUUAGUCUUUGCGGUGCACCGAACAAGAAGAAUACAAAUUCACGCAAGAGGGAUUAUCUCACUCUGGAAAAGCACAAUUGGUUCUUCGAGGCGAAUCAAUCGAAUCAGUUAGUGACUAUCUACACUACCGGUAUCAAGUCAACCGUCGUAGAAAUGGAAGCUGGCAGACAACUUUUGCGAAUUGACGGCAGUCCGAAGUUCAGCUUAGUGAUUAUCUCUUCUGACACAGCUUUUCAUCUUGGAAAUAAGGCAACUGUGCAGCAAUUGAUGACCACAGAAUCGCAUAGAAUAAAACAAAUGUCGGAGAUAAUCAGCGACAGUCUUCGUAAAGCCUAUCAAUCAUUUGGGAAUGAAGACUACUCGAUACUGUUAAAAAACUAUUACCAAAGCUAUAUGCCCAAUUUACAAAAUGUUACUUCAGAAGAUGACAUAAAGUUUCUUCGAAUACUAAUACAUAAUUCCUUCAUGGAAGAACAAGUUCGAUUGAUCAUGGAAAUCUUCCCUAGUAAAGAACAUAAAAGCAUUCUUAAUUCAAUGAGAGUGUUCUUCCUGAAUCCAAAUAUUAGACUAGAAUAUUUCGACUUGGUACGAACUCAGAGUGACUUUCAGGAUCUUAUAACAGAACAAAUGUCAAAAAUACCAUAUUUUCAUAAACCAGACAGAGAAAUAUUGGACCAAGCAGCCUCGAAAAUUCAAUCCUUCUUCAAAAUGGCUCUUAUAAAACAAUAUAAGUACCUUCAUAAUUCCGAUCACGCUCAACACACGCAAAUUCGCGAGAAACUUUUGGAAAUAUCCAAUCUACUUGACUCAUCCGUAAUAAGUCAAUUGCUAAGGAAUGUCAUCAAACGUCACGACAAACUGCGUGACUUAUAUCCUUGUUCUAAGGACUUUGUACAUGUUCUACAUUUUCAAGAAUUUAAGGGUAUUUUAGAGAACAUCAAAUACGACAAAUGGUUUCCAAUUGCUAGAAUGAUCGUGAACCCUAGAUCUUCCGAAACAGUGUUCGCGGCUUUCGAAUUACUAGUUGAUCUUCCUCACUUCACACUUCGUGUCUUCAACAACCAAAGUUAUCGUGAAAUGACGCGUAUUAUAAACUGUGUGACUCCAGGUCGUUAUGGAUAUCAUCCAACCGGUUAUACGGUGUUUGCUUAUGGAUGGAGUGGCAAACAGCUCUUCAAAGAGAUCGAUUGGACAAUUCAUAUCAUCACCAUAAAAGGAGAUCCGAUAUUCUAUCAACUGAGCGAACAAUGGAUUCCGUCCUUAAAAACUAAACCACCUAAUCUGGUAGUUGAAGAACUGACCGCUAUAUACGUGCCGAAUGCUAGAAAUUGUAUUUCGCGGUGGAUCUUACAAGCAAUGUCGGGAAGCAUUAUCUCGAUGAGAUUGACAACUUCUUAUGACAUGGUAAAAGUUAGAGUGAAACUUACUGAUGAAGAGGAAAAUGUUUUGAUCAACAUGGAUGGUGGUUCUACGAUCUUGUUGCCUUUAGUGAUUUUAAAUCAACCCACUGCGAUUCAAAAUUAUUAUGAAGUCAAAGAUGAAAAUGCAAGCAUUAAUGAAGAGUUUGCAAUAAAAGAGAAGAAAUUUUAUUAUUUGGAAGCAUUUGUGCUUAACAACAGCUGGCCUCUUACGGAUAUCGAGUGGACUAUCGUGAGUCAGAUAAAGGACAAAGAAAAGUUUGAAACAAAGACACAAUCUGAAAAUAAAAUAUCAGCAUCCAAUUUGGUGACGCCAAGGAAAAACACAAAACAAUCCGUAAAUAAUCAAGUUUUAGAGUCGCCAUAUUGGACUCUUCAAGUUGUUACAAAUGCUAAAAAUGCAGUAGAAAUUUGUCAAGACAAGAGGAGAGAGCAAGAAAUAGCACAACUGAAGGAGUCCUGGUGGUCGAAGGAUCCAAAUCAACCAGAACGUGGAAGAAAGUUACGAGAAUCCUUCCUAAAUAUGCACGCCUUGAAAAUUGAAGCCAUAGUAUUUGAGCCAGAACAAAAUGAGAAAGUAUCUGAUACAAUAGAAACAGAAGAUAUGGAAUUUUGUCGGUCGUACGAGAAGCAACGCAGAACCCUGAAGCCACCAGAAUCUUACCAUCUACCUCCUUUGGAUCUGACAAAAUACAUGACGAAAAACGAGAUCGUGACAAAUUAUUACGUGAGAAGGAAAAGCGACUAUCAGAUACUGAGAGAUCAGCAUAACGUCAACAUCAUCGAUAGUCAAAAGAAUUACUCCUAUUAUUUGGAGCAUUUAGCAAAAUUGAUGAAAGAACAACUUCGGAAAUACGCAAAGAUGUUUGACAAGAAAGAAAAAAAUUUUUGGAAGAGGAGAGCUCUGGUGGAUGAUGCUUACGAAUCGAGGAAAGUCUAUAUUGAUACUUCGACAUCUCCAAAAACGAGAAUCAAGGAGAAGAACAAAACGAUAAAUUAAAACCUUCUUAGAGUGGUAGAUAAAUAUAUUAAUUUGUGUGUUUCUGCUUAUUAAUUAAUACGUCUAAAAA